AUGCAGGGUAACCAGACAGUCAUCACUCAUUUCAUCCUUCUGGGAUUUGGGAAGCUUCAUGGUAUGCAGAUGUUAUUGUUCAUGUUGUUUUUAAUACUUUACAUAUUUACCAUGAUGGCGAAUUUCCUUACUCUUCUUCUAAUUCUGGUUGAUCAGCACUUGCAUACACCUAUGUAUUUCUUCUUAGGAAAUUUGUCCUGUUUGGAAAUGAUGUACAGCUCUACAAUCUUGCCUAAUAUGUUGGGAGGUUUUUUAACAAGGGAAAAAUCCAUCUCCUUCAAAGGAUGUAUUACACAGUUUUAUUUCUUUGCUUCCCUGGGUAGCACAGAAUGCUACCUCCUCUCUGUGAUGUCUUAUGAUAGAUUCUUAGCGAUAUGUAAGCCACUACAUUAUGUUACUGAAAUGAGAAUUGCACGCUGCAUCCAGCUAGCUAUUGUGUCUUGGAUCAAUGGCACGGUAUUUACAUCUAUAUAUUUGGUCUUAAUGUUACAGCUUUGGUUCUGUGGCCCCAAUGAAAUUGAUCAUUUCUUUUGUGAAUCCUUGCCAUUAAUAAAGCUAUCUUGCAGUGAUACCACACUUGCAAAAUAUGCUAUUGCAAUCCUGGCUUAUACAUUUACAUUUCCUCCUUUUAUUUUGACUUUUAUGUCUUACAUAUUUAUUCUAAGGACCAUUUUGAGAAUACCAUCUAGAAUUGGGAGACAAAAGGCCUUUUCUACCUGUUCCUCUCAUUUGAUCGUUGUAUCUUUUUUCUAUGGGGCAAUAACAAUUGUAUACCUGAUGCCUGAAACUGAACAAAUGAAAAAUUAUACCAAAUUCUUUUCUCUGUUAUACACAGUGCUUCCCUCACUACUCAACCCCCUAAUAUACACCUUGAGGAACAAGGCUGUCAAAGAAGCCCUGAAGAAGCUAAUUGGUAGAUUUCGAAAAAAAUAA
Thamnophis sirtalis is the source of this 933-nucleotide messenger RNA. Its product is annotated as olfactory receptor 10A7-like. The record is from RefSeq and is a predicted model, not a curated record. Gene Ontology annotation, biological process: G protein-coupled receptor signaling pathway. Gene Ontology annotation, cellular component: membrane. Gene Ontology annotation, molecular function: olfactory receptor activity; G protein-coupled receptor activity. NCBI's taxonomy places the organism in Eukaryota, Metazoa, Chordata, Lepidosauria, Squamata, Natricidae.